ACACACGAAACUGAAAAUUACAUGUACAGGAACAAAUGCAAUGUCACAAGAUACACACCAACUGAAUCCACACAGAAGUGUCUAGGACAGUUUUUAAAAAGCAAAGAUCAACAGCUCCUACACAGAGUGAUCUCCCAGUUGUGAUCUGAAAAUCCAGUAUCUGCUGGAUAUAUAUAUAUUUCCUUUCCAGUUGCAAGACAACAUUUGAAGUGCAAUCAUGACAUUCAGAAGGAGUUUGUCUAGAAAAAGUGAAACAAACAAAAUGAACAGUCAGAACUAUGAAGAAGCACCUGAACUCAGCUGUGUGUCCUUGAAGAGGGAUUCAAUGGAUCUUCCGUGUAACUUUAUUGCAAAAGACUCCGCUGCAAAUGUAAGGUACACAACAUAUGGAUCAAAAUCCUUCAAAAUGAAGCACAUGGAUUCUAUUUUCCAGGAGCUUGAGCAUAAAAUCAUCUCUCUGAUGAAGAAAGAGCUGAAGAUUUUCAAGAGACUACUGAGUACAGAUUACCCAACAUGCUCAGAGAGAGAAGAUGAGGAUGAUGAAGGUCAAAAGAGAGUUAGAGGGGGACUUCUGAAGAUUACACUGCAUAUCCUGAAAGAGAUGAACCAGACAGACCUCGCUAACAUACUACAGACCCAAUGUGCCCCCUUGUUUUUGAAAAAACACAAAUCCAGACUCAAAGAGAAAUUUCAGAGGAUGAAUGAAGGAAUAUCAAAUCAAGGAAACUCAAUCCUUGUGAAUGAGAUCUACACCGAGCUCUACAUCACAGAGGGAGGUAUGGGAGAGGUCAAUAAUGAACAUGAGGUGAGACAGAUUGAGACAACAUCCAGAAAAUCAGAGAUACAAGAAACACCAAUCAAAUGUAAUGACAUCUUUAAAGCUUCAUCUGGACAAGACAAACACAUCAGAACUGUGCUGACUAAAGGAGUUGCUGGAAUUGGAAAAACCGUCUCUGUACAGAAGUUUAUAUUGGACUGGGCUGAAGGAAUAGAAAAUCAGGAUGUUCACUUCAUAUUUCCACUUCCUUUCAGAGAGCUGAAUCUGAUAAAACAAGAAAAUAUUAGUCUGAUGAAUCUUCUUAAUCAGUUCUUUACAGAUACAAAAGAUCUGAGAUCAACAGACUUUAAUGACUACAGUGUUUUGUUUAUCUUUGAUGGUCUGGAUGAGUGUCGACUUCCUCUAGAUUUCUCAAACAAUCAGAAUUUGUUUGAUAUAAGAGAAUCAGCACCAGUGGAUGUACUGUUGACAAACCUCAUCAAGGGGAAUCUGCUUCCUUCUGCUCUGAUCUGGAUAACAUCACGACCAGCAGCAGCCAAUCAGAUUCCUCCUGACUGUGUCCACCAGAUCACAGAUGUACGAGGAUUCAAUGAUCCUCAGAAGGACGAAUAUUUCAUGAAGAGAAUAAAUGAUGAGAGUCUGGCCAACAGAAUCAUCAGUCACAUCAAAUCAUCCAGAAGUUUGUACAUCAUGUGUCACAUCCCAGUCUUCUGUUGGAUUACAGCCACUGUUCUAGAGAGAAUGUUGAAUGAAGCAGACAGUCAAACGGAGAUCCCCAAGACUCUCACCCAAAUGUUCACACACUUCCUGAUCUUUCAGACCAAACUGAAGAGUCAGAAGUAUGAUGGGAAAUGUGAAAUAGAUCUUCCCCUGAUAGGUCAGCAGGCUAGAAAAAGUAUUCAGUCACUAGGAAAGCUGGCUUAUCAACAGCUGGAGAAAGGGAAUCUGAUCUUCUAUGAGGAGGAUCUGAGAGAGUCUGGCAUUGAUGUUAAAGAAGCUUCAGUGUACUCAGGAGUUUGUACUCAGAUCUUCAGAGAGGAGUUUGGACUUUACGUGGAGAAAGUUUACAGUUUUGUGCAUCUAAGUGUUCAGGAAUUUCUUGCUGCUUUAUUUGUGUUUCUGAUUUUUACUCAAGACAAAGAAAAAAACUCAAGAAUGAGUGAUUUACUGAAGAGUGAAGUGGACAAGGCCUUACAGAGUGAUAACGGACACCUGGAUCUUUACCUCCGAUUCCUUCUGGGUCUCUCACUGAAGACCAAUCAGAUGAUCUUACGAAAUCUGAUGACACAGACAGAAAGAACUUCAGACAGCAAACAGGAAAUAGUUGAGUACAUUAAGAUGAAGAUCAGAGAGAAUCCCUUACCAGAGAAAUCAAUCAAUCUGUUUCACUGUCUGAACGAACUGAAUGAUCAAUCUCUAGUGCAGGAAAUCCAAACAUACCUGAACAAAAGGGAUAACUGUAAUCUUACUGGUGUCAGUCUCUCACCUGCUCAGUGGUCGGCUCUGGUGUUUGUCUUGCUAAACACAGAAGAAAAGCUUGAUGAAUUUAAUCUGAAGAAAUAUGAUGGAUCAGAUGAAUGUCUUCUCAGGCUUCUGCCAGUGGUCAAAGAAUCCAGAAAAGCUGAAUUGAGUUUUUGUAAUUUAACAGACAAAAGUUGUUCAUCAUUGGCCUCAGUUCUCAGCUCAAGCUCCUCAAGUCUGAGAGAACUGAAACUUAAUAACAAUAAACUGCAGGAUUCGGGAGUGAAGAUUCUCUCUGAUGGACUGAAGAAUACAAACUGUAAACUAAAGUCAUUACAGCUGUCUGACUGCAGUAUUGGAGCUGAAGGUUGUGUUGCUUUGGUUUCAGCUCUGAGAUCUAACCCAUCACAACUGACAGAACUGAAUCUGAGCAGAAAUAAACCAGGAGAUUCAGGAGUGAAGCUGAUCUCUAAUCUACUGAAUGAUCCACACUGUCAACUAAAGAAACUAAUGCUGUCUUACUGCAGUAUUGGAGCUGAAGGUUGUGUUGCUUUGGCUUCAGCUUUAAGUUCAAACCCAUCACAUCUGAGAGAACUAAAUCUGAACUAUAAUAAACCAGGAGAUUCAGGAGUGAAGCUGCUCUUCAAUCUACUGGAAGAUCCACAGUGUAAACUAGAAAAACUACAACUGAGUAACUGUGAUCUGACAGAGAAAAGUUGUUCAUCACUGGCCUUGGUUCUUGGCUCAAACUCCUCAAGUCUGACAGAACUGGACCUUAGUUACAAUAAACUGCAGGAUUCAGGAGUGAAGCUGCUGUCUGAUGGACUGAAGAAUAUGAACUGUAAACUGGAGAUAUUACAGCUGUUUAACUGCAGUAUUGGAGCUGAAGGUUGUGUCGCUCUGACUUCAGCUCUGGUAUCAAAUCCAUCACAUCUGAGAGAACUGAAUCUGAGUUUAAAUAAACCUGGAGAUUCUGGAGUGAAGCGGCUCUCCGAUCUACUGAAAGAUCCACACUGUAAACUAGAGAAACUGCUUCUGAGUUCCUGUAAUCUUACAAAAAAAAGUUGUUCAUCGUUGGCCUCAGUUCUUAGCUCAAACUCCUCAAAUCUGAGAGAACUGAACCUGAAUAUCAAUAACCUGCAGGAUUCAGGAGCGAUGCUGCUCUCUGAUGGACUGAAGAAUAUAAACUGUAAACUGGAGACAUUACAGCUGUCUGACUGCAGUAUUGGAGCUGAAGGUUGUGCUGCUUUGGGUUCAGCUCUGAGAUCAAACCCAUCACAUCUGAGAAAUCUGAAUCUGACCUGGAAUAAACCAGGAGACUCAGAAGUGAAGCGGCUCUCUGAUCAACUGAAGGAUUCAAACUGUAAACUAGAUAUCGAGCAUUGUCUGUAACAACAAAACGGACAAAUUCCACACAUAACUUCAUCAUAAACUGCAAGAGCCGCCACUUACUGCAUCAUACUGGACAAACAGCAGCAGUGAUCUAACACUGUAUGUUUUUUUGGUUAUGUGAAUGUUAGAGGAAUGUUACAUCCUAAUUUUAAUGUUCUCUUAAUGUUUACAACACCUAUUUUGCAUAUUUAAAUACUUUUGGCUUGUUAUGCAAAUAUGAGAAAAACUGAUGAAUCCUAUCACUUGUUUGGUGAUGUUUUGUCACAAAAUAGGACCGAGUUCUGUCACUUAUUGGCCGAUUACACAGAGCAACAUGGGGAACACGGUUGACUGUACAGAUUAUACUAUCUACAGCAGUGAUGCAGUGUACCAGUUCAUUAGAUAAAGCUACAACAUACGCAAGCAGGAAUGGCAGUGUUCUAGAAUAAGGCUUAAUACAAACUAGGCAUGCCUAAACACACUCACACAUGUUUUGCUGUAGAUGUACAGUAGGUUUUUGAAAUAAAAGACAAAAAGGCACGCUUAGUGCAAGUGUCAAACUAAUAGUGUUUAUAAAACUAUUUUCAGGUGUUAAUGUUGUCAUAAUGUUUCAUGACUGUUAAAACUGAUAACUCAAACACAAUUAAAGUAAUAAUCUUUGACAUAAUGUGAUUUAAAUAUUAUAAUACACUAGUCAACAUUUGAAGCGGAUAAAAAAAUUUCUUAGGAAGACUUGUGUGAACGUUUUUGAUCCACUUUAAAUGUUGAUUAGUAUAUUAGUUCACAAGGUUUAAAUAUCUACAUGAAAAAAUCCUGUGAACAAAAUUCUGGGUCAUCUUCUGAUUAAGAUGAUUUAUUUAUCUCAUAUAUGACACUCAUUUAUACAUUUGUUUUCCACCAGAAAACUUCUACUAAAGUGAGAAACAAUUUCCAUCCAAAUUUAAAAAAACAUGUAUAGAGGCACAUUGUUACUUUUGAGUUUUUGUUUGUUACAAAUUGGGGUGCUUGUUUUACUUUGAGAACAUAAAUGUGGAGCUGCUCAGAUUUCUUGAUAGACACAAAAAUGAAAUCUUUUAAACGGAAAACCCCUGUCUUUAGUUCACUUGUCCUAAACUUAUCCAUGACUCCCAGGAUGCAUUGCAGUUUUAAACAUUAAUUCAAUGGUUUCUAUCUGUUGUCUUGCUGUCUGAGGCCAGUUGUAGUAAGUGAAGAUGGUAAUUUUGAGGUUUUGUAUUUCUGUUCUGGUAAGAUCUUGAGAGGUUUCAUGUAUUCAUCUGUUAUUUGCAGUUGAUUUCAGGCUUUGUGGUUGUUUUAUUUUCUGAGAGAGCAAACAUGACGUUGAUGCAGCGUCACAUUAUAACAUCAAUUCAUAACCAUUUUUGAUUUUUUUUAUAAAAAAAAUGUCAACAUUAAUUGCAGGUGCAAAAUUUAUUCUAAUUUAGUGCACUGUCAUUGCGCAUUAACAUUUUUUAACAUUGAUUCAGUGUUUCCUUGCUAACCGAGACUGUUUUAAAAUUUAAAAUUUAAAUUUAGGGGCAGUCUUUUUAUACUUUCACCUGUCUAACAAAUCUUAAAGUUGUUUAGAUGUUGUAAGUUGUCAUUCAACAAGUUUUUUCUGCGAUGGAAUCUCAGUUGUCUCUCAGUCAACCCAAUGCAAUCAAAUGGUUUUAGUUCUUUUAAAAAGACAACUUUACACUAGAUGAAUGGAUGAAAAUAAAAUGGCAUGCUUUCAAGUGUCAGACUUAAGUUAAGAGUUAAGUUAUGAAGUGGACAAAUUCAUUCUCAUAAAAACCUGCCCCCAUGCAAGUCCUUUGUCUACAAAUAAAGUCAUUUUUAACUACAAAAACUAACAUCUUCAACAUGUUUCGUCCCUUAUCUAAAAAAAUCAGAGAAUUAUACAGUAUGUGAGAUUCCUAAAAUAUCCACUAGAUGGCACCUUAUCACUGAGAACAGUACACAGUGAAUAAUCUAACUUCUCUGCAAAUGUUCUCUGGAACAAACAUAAGGGGUGGGUUGCACCAACAAUUAAGCAUUGGGCUUCAAUUUGGUUUAAAUGCUUAUUUAAUAAUUCUGUUGCAGCAAAGUUUAAAUUUUGUUUAAAAAUAAUCAAGGUUA
Molecule: messenger RNA, 5725 nt
Organism: Paramisgurnus dabryanus
Lineage: Eukaryota; Metazoa; Chordata; Actinopteri; Cypriniformes; Cobitidae
Product: NACHT, LRR and PYD domains-containing protein 3-like
Molecular function (GO): protein binding
Source: RefSeq, a predicted model, not a curated record